This is a messenger RNA of Columba livia (rock pigeon), 2790 nucleotides long. It is a transcript of the gene PSIP1, whose product is annotated as PC4 and SRSF1 interacting protein 1. NCBI's taxonomy places the organism in Eukaryota, Metazoa, Chordata, Aves, Columbiformes, Columbidae. The transcript is spliced from 17 exons. Bases 342 to 2099 code for a protein of 585 amino acids. The record is from RefSeq and is a predicted model, not a curated record.
CUCUCUCCGUGCUUUGGGGCGGGCGGGCGAACGACUUCUUCUCGCGGCUGCCCCCAUUCGCCUUCAGAAGCGGAGACGGGAAAAGCCAAGCCAUCUGUUCUCAGCAGGCCCUGCGCUGUUUACCCUGGCACCCCCAUCUCCCGGCUGCGGCGUGCCGCUUGGUACCGCCCGCCUGGCGGGAGGAGGGAGCGCGGCGGUGUCUCCUGCGGCGGGGCUGCUGCUGCAGGCGGAGCGGGACCUCGGGCGGCUGGCAGCGCCUCGGCGGCGGGGGCCGGCGGUGCAGAGCCCUCCCCUCGGCCCGAUUCACCCGGCGGCAACGGGCGUCACGUCGGUGAGAAAACAUGAGCCGAGAUUUCAAACCCGGAGACUUGAUCUUUGCCAAGAUGAAAGGUUAUCCCCAUUGGCCGGCCAGGGUGGAUGAAGUUCCUGAUGGAGCAGUAAAACCUCCUACAAAUAAAAUGCCCAUUUUCUUUUUUGGCACCCAUGAGACGGCAUUUUUGGGACCAAAGGACAUAUUCCCUUACUCUGAAAAUAAAGAUAAAUAUGGCAAACCAAAUAAAAGAAAGGGUUUUAAUGAAGGGUUGUGGGAAAUUGACAACAAUCCCAAAGUGAAGUUCUCUCAUCAACAGUCCCAUCCAGCUGUUAAUACUGCUAUCAAAGAAACAGUUCAAGAAAGCAGUCAGGAGCCUCCUGAGGGGAGUGAAGAAAAGGCAGGAGCCAAAAGAAGAAAGUCUUCUAUCCCAAAAUUAUCACCUAAAGGGGAUAACUUACCUUCAGAAGCUGAAACAGAAGAAAAGGAGAUGGAUGCUUCAAAGGAAGAUGAUCUACCAUCUGAAAAAAACAAUAAAGAAGAUGUAGCAAAAACGAAUGAUGCUUCUAUUCCUAAAGUUGCUAGAAGAGGAAGAAAAAGAAAGGCUGAAAAACAAGCUGAAGCUGAGGAUGCAGCAGCAGUGACAACAGCAGCAGUGGCAGCAGCAAUGGCAGUAGCAGUGGCAGCAGCAGCUCCUGCGCCGGUGUCUCCAAAAGUAAGCCCCAAAAGAGGAAGACCAGCAGCUUCUGAAGUAAAAGUUCCAAAACCAAGAGGGAGACCCAAGUUGGUGAAACCACCUUGUCUUUCAGAGAGUGACUCUGUUAAUGAGGAAGAGAAGGCAAAGAAAAAGGGACCAGAAGAAAAGCCCAAAAAGCAAGGGAAAAAAGAUGAGGAAGGUCUGAAGGAAGAGGAGAAAUCGAAGAAGGAAUUUGACAAAAAGGAAGGAAAGAAAGAGGCUGAACCAAAAAGGAAAAAUACUGUGAAAGUGGGUUCUGCAUCAGCUUCUGAUUCUGAAGAUGAUGGAGAAGAACAAGAAGGCGAUAAGAAGAAAAAGGGAGGCAGAAGCUUUCAAGCAGCUCAUAGAAGAAACAUUGUAAGAGGCCAACAUGAGAGAGAAGUAGCAGAAAAAAAGCGUAAGCAAGAGGAACAGACAGAAUCUGAAUUGCAGAGUAAAGAAGAAGGCAAGAAAACAGAGGUUAAGAAGAUGGAGAAAAAGAGAGAAACAUCAAUGGAUUCUAGGCUUCAAAGGAUACAUGCAGAAAUUAAGAACUCCCUGAAAAUUGAUAAUCUUGAUGUGAACAGGUGUAUUGAAGCUCUUGAUGAGCUUGCAUCCCUUCAAGUCACAAUGCAGCAAGCUCAGAAACAUACAGAGAUGAUUCUGACUCUAAAGAAGAUACGGAAAUUCAAAGUUAGCCAAGUGAUCAUGGAGAAAUCUACGAUGCUAUACAACAAAUUCAAGACCAUGUUUCUGGUUGGGGAAGGAGAUUCUGUUCUUUCCCAAGUACUAAAUAAAUCACUUGCUGAGCAGAAGCAGCACGAGGAAGCCAACAAAACCAAAGAACAGUGGAAGAAAGGAGCAAACAAAAAACUGGAAAAGGAAAAGGACCAAACAGGUUCAAAGGUUCUGAAUGGGGGAUCUGAAGCUCAAGAGACCAACCAGUCACAACAAAACGGAGAGAACGCUGAGGAAAAGAAAGAUAAGCAUGAAGCCGGCAGUAAGAAAAAGACAUCUGGUGAAGAGAGAGAACUUGAAAAGCCAGUGAAAGAUUCUGCCUUUGAAAGCAAAUGACACCACUGGAGUCUUUUUUCUAAAUACAAAUUGAAGAAGAUUGUUAAGUUUUGCAUUUGAAAUCUAUAGACUGCAGAAAGUUUAAAAUAAUUUUAUAAGCAUAGUAUUUUGAAGUUAAAUUUUGUGGAAUAAAAGCCCUUUGAAUUUUGGUUUAAAGUAUUUAAACACUUUUGCCAAUAGUUUUGUCCAGUAUUAACAGGUAACACAUUUCAAAAUAUGAAAUUUCCAGGUAGAAGACAAAAGCUUACAUGUUACAGGAUUUAGAGUUGUAGUAUAUUUUUAUCUGACUACUGUAUGUUUGUCUAGCUCAUAGCAGGGAAAAGUGUAAAUACUUUUAACUGCCUAAUUGCUUCAUUUGUAUAAAACCUACUCUCUUCCUAUGACACUGACCUCUGUUUGUGCAUAGUCUUUCAACUCUUGUGGGGAUGUCUUUUCACUGUGUUUUGUAGGAGUUGAAAGCAGCAUUUUUAUAGCCGUUAAUGUUAAUGUAUGAGUAUACUUACUUUUUUAAAAACAAGUUUAGUUCUCUUCUUGCAAAACUUAUUGUGCCAAUUUACUGCAAUGUGACUUUAUGCUUUUGGUAUAAUAAGUAUACUAGAAAGAAAUCUGGUGUUUUCGCUGAACCUGUUGGUGCACUCUGGAAAACACUGUCUUGAACAAUUUCUGAAAUUAAAGAAUUUAAACUGAUAAA